Talaromyces atroroseus is the source of this 168-nucleotide messenger RNA. RefSeq lists its product as hypothetical. The transcript is spliced from 2 exons. The record is from RefSeq and is a predicted model, not a curated record. The coding region runs from base 1 to 168 and encodes 55 amino acids. Gene Ontology annotation, biological process: nucleoside metabolic process. Gene Ontology annotation, molecular function: catalytic activity. Lineage: Eukaryota; Fungi; Ascomycota; Eurotiomycetes; Eurotiales; Trichocomaceae.
AUGUCCGGCAAUUCCAACCCUUAUGAAUACACCGUGGCGUGGAUAUGCGUUCUUGAAGCCGAGAUCACAGCAGCCAGAGUGAUGCUUGAAGAAGACGAGGUCUAUGAUCCCGCACCCGUGCAUCGCGCUCAUGGCGAUGAGAAUUCCUACAUCUCCGGUUCGAAGUGA